Messenger RNA from Chlamydomonas reinhardtii, 3237 nucleotides. RefSeq lists its product as uncharacterized. The transcript is spliced from 15 exons. Lineage: Eukaryota; Viridiplantae; Chlorophyta; Chlorophyceae; Chlamydomonadales; Chlamydomonadaceae. Gene Ontology annotation, molecular function: DNA binding; protein binding. The record is from RefSeq and is a predicted model, not a curated record. The coding region runs from base 265 to 3006 and encodes 913 amino acids.
CAGGUCAACAGCAGACUAAGCCCUUGGGGGGUGUCAGGGCUGCAGGGUCGGGGGGUCAAGGCUGCGCGCGAGUGGUAGGCGUUGGGCCCCUUCGCCGGGUCGCGCUGUGGCUGCAUGUAUUGUUGCGUGGUGCUCCUGUGUGUCGCAGCGCUGAUGCCGCCACGCAUAGUUCUCUUCUUGUCUGGCAGGGUCUGGCUGGAGGGCCACUCAGGCGCACACGAGGCCGUGUCGCGUUAUUUUGUAUGACUUGCAUUCCACAAAAAAAUGGCGUCAAUAAUAGACCGGGCUGCAGACCCAGACGCGCUGCCGCUUGACUUUCUGCGGUUGCUCUUUGCUCGACUCAAUCCGCGAGACCUAUGCGCGGCCGCAUGCACCUGUAAACUUUACAAUGAGCUAGCAUCGGCGCCGGUAGUGUGGAAGGCGCAUUUCCGGACGAGAUGGCGCCAUUCAAGUGCGGGCGAUGCGGACUACGCAGCACUCCAGCGCGAGGAAAAGUGGAAGUCGCUGUAUCGCAUCAGGCACAAGCUGGACGCCAGCGCCCGCGCCGCCUUGUGCGACCUGCCCUGGCCGCUGCGUCGAGCCGACGCGCUGUCCGCCCUGGUGUCCGCCGACGAGGACGUGGUGGACCAGCUGCUGCAGCACGCAGCGCCGCCGCCGGCAGUAGCAACAUUGAGACCAGGAGCUGUAGCAGCGGGGCAGCAGGACCAGCAGCAGGAGCAGCGGCAAGAUGCUGAAGCAGCAGGGGGAGGCUCAGGGGAGCGUACGGCCGCGGAGGCAGGUGCGGAGGCGGGGGCGGCUCCGGCGCUGCCGCCGCCGGACCUGCAUGUGGGUCGGAGGUACUGGGCGACUGAGGCGCUGGCGGCGGUGCGCAAGCAGCAGGCAGUGGAGGUGAUGCAGGAGAUUGCGGCGGCGCGUGCUGACAUGCCGAUGGCGGCGUUUUCGGCGGCGGCGGAGGAGGCGGCGGCGGGAGCUGGCGGCGGACCGGUGCUGAAUGUGGCGGCGCUGGAACGCGGGGCGAUCGCCAUUGCCGCCGCGCACUACCCCACCGCGGACCUGUCCCGGCUGGAGGCGGAGCUGGGGGCGUUGGGGGCGGAGCUGGCGCGGCGCAUGGCGGAGCAGGGCGCGGCGCCGGGCUCGGAGCAGGCGCUGCACGUGCUCAACCACCUGUUGUUUGGGGAGCCGCAGCUGCCGCUGCACCACCCCAUGGCCCUGCCGCCCGCACUGGCGGCGGCGGCGGCGGCGGCGGCGGCGCCCGCCGGCCCCGCUGUGACCGCCGUCGACACGCCUGUGCCUCUGACUGGUCAUGGCGAUUGUGUUAGCAGCGGCAGCGGCAGCAGCAGCAGCAGUGCCUUCGGCGGCUCGAGCUCGAGCGGGUGUCCGCCGCUUGUGGCUGUAGCAGGGCGGUCCGGUGGCGUGGGGCUGUGCGGCUGUAGCCAUGAUGACUACUUCAACCCCGCCAACUCGCUUCUGCCAGACGUGCUGAGCUAUAGGCGGCGCUGCGGCAUCCCCAUCGCGCUGGCUACCGUGCACCUGGCGGUGGCGGCGCGCGGCGGGCUGGGCGGGCGGCUGCAGCUGAUUGGGCUGCCGACACGCGUGGCCAACAGGUUCAUUCCGACAGGGGCAGACGGCGGCGGCGGCGGCGGCAGCGGCACGGGAGGGUCUCGGGAGCUGUUUGUGGACGUGUUCAGCGGCCGGGUGGUUGACUGGGAGGAGCUGAGGCGGACGCUGGCGGGCACGGGAGUGGCUGUGGCCCGGCACCACGUGCGGCCGCUCACCGCGGCAGCGGCCCUGGAGCGCAUGGCGGUCAACCUACACGGCACAUACCGGCUUACGGACGACCUGGCGUGUCUGCGCCUGGCCCUGGAUCUGGCGGCGCCGGUGGCGGAGCAGCCCCGCGACCUGCUCCUUCGGCGCUGCCGGCUCAGUGCGGCGAUGGAGGACUGGGCGGACGCAGCUGCCUCCCUGGCCGGACUGGGGGCGGCGGCGGAGGGAGACAGUGGCGGCGGUGCCGGCGGGGGUGUACAGCGGCAGGUGGCGGAGCAGCUGGAGCAGCUGCAACGGGAAUUGCAGCAGCAGCGGGCGCAGUGGGCGGCCCGCGCCGCGGCCCCCAAGGUGCGCCCGCAGGAGGCGGUGCUCUUCCCUGUGGGGACCAUGGUGCAGCACCGUGUGUACGGCUACAGGGGUCUCAUCGUGGAUUGGGAUCCGGCCUGCGCCAUGGAUGAGCACUGGAUCCGGCAGAUGGGCGUGGACCUGCUGCCGGGGGGCGGCCGCGCGCAGCCCUUCUACCGUGUGCUGGUGUCAGCGGCCAGCAGCGGCGCACUGCAGGGGGCGGGGGCGGGGGCAGAGGAAGGGGAAGGGGAAGAGCGCGAAGCGGAGGGGCAGCAGAGGCAGCAGGGGGCGGUGCAGGCGGCACCGGCAGCUGUGGCGGGAGCCGGGGGCGGUGGUGGUGAUGGUGGUGGUGCCGGCGGCGGCUGGCGGGGCCAGGUGUGGGCGCCAUUCGGCGGCGCCUCCAAGCUGACCGGGCUGCACCAUAAGCUGCUGGCGCAGGAGACCUACGUGGCGCAGGUCAACAUCCAGGUCCUGGUGCCGCGACAGCCGCCAGCAGCCGCCACCGCUACUGCCACCGCUGUCGCCACCGCUACUGCCAUCGCUGCUGCCGAAGCUGCUGGCCGUGCUGCUACCGGCAGUAGCAGUGGCGAGGACCCAGCGGGCCCGCCGCCGCCGCCGCCGCCGCAGCAGCAGCAGCAGCAGCAGCAGCUGGACUGGCCCAAGGGCAUGUGGCGGCCACCGCCGGGUGCGACCACUGUGUCGGUGUCUGCAAAUUUCCAGAUCCGGCAUCCUGAGGUGGGCCGCUUCAUGUUGGGCAGGCGGCCAGGCCAGCUGCGCUACGUGCCCCAGCCCGCGCUGGCAGCGCGCUUUCUGGGGGACGUGGAUGAAGUGGGCGGGGGCCAGUGCGGCGAGGAGGUAGAGGAGGACGGCUGGCACGAUGUCCAAGCGGGCUACUGAGGAGUUGAGGCCGUGACUUUUGCGGGGGGGGAUGUGUGCUGCGCAGCUUAACGGAUGGCGGAAAGGUUAGUAGGCGAGCACGCGUUGUUCAGCAGUUGUUGCAGACAAGCAGUUUGGGUAGUCUCAGGUGGCCUGCACACGGUGGCCUGAGUCUGGCUGACCAUCCAGGACCAUUGCGCACCUGCGACUUGUUGGAGAGUUGCACCUUGGAUGUUGUAAAGCACGGAGCCC